Messenger RNA from Salvelinus namaycush (lake trout), 1284 nucleotides. Its product is annotated as synaptotagmin-1-like. Bases 1 to 1194 code for a protein of 397 amino acids. Gene Ontology annotation, molecular function: syntaxin binding; clathrin binding; phosphatidylserine binding. Gene Ontology annotation, cellular component: synaptic vesicle membrane; axon; dense core granule. The transcript is spliced from 8 exons. Gene Ontology annotation, biological process: synaptic vesicle endocytosis; regulation of dopamine secretion; calcium ion-regulated exocytosis of neurotransmitter. The record is from RefSeq and is a predicted model, not a curated record. NCBI's taxonomy places the organism in Eukaryota, Metazoa, Chordata, Actinopteri, Salmoniformes, Salmonidae.
AUGUUUCCUAAAAUCCCAUUAGCUAAGGGCACCGUAACUCCUAACACUACAGCCAGCCACACCACCGCCGCUCCCGGGUUUAUAGACCAACUACUGAACAAGAUUCCCUUGCCAAGAUGGGCCAUUUACACCAUCUUUGCUGUCAUUGUCUUGAUGUUUUUGGUGUGUAUUAUCUGCAUCUGUGCGAAAUGCUGCUGCAAGAGCAAGAAAAAGAUAAAAAAGAAGCCGGACAAUCAAAUCAAUCUACAAGGGGUGAUUGGUUCCUCGACUACAUCGCUAGUCCAACAUGGCUCGGAUGAUGCAGGCUACGGCUCAGCUAAAAACCGGGGAAGACUACUCUAUUCUCUGGAAUACAAGGCACAAGAGCUGACAGUGGGGCUCAAAGAGGCUGCAGCUCUGACAGCCAUGGACCGGAGUGGCACCUCUGACCCCUAUGUUAAAGUCUACAUCACUCCCAACAAGUCAAAGACAUUCGAGACUAAGGUCUACAGGAAAACCCUCAACCCUGUGUUCAAUGAACACUUCACAUUUAAGAUUGACAAGGCUGAGCUCAAUGAGUCCACCAUAGUCAUGAAAGUGUUCGACUUCGAUAGAUUCUCCAAACACGACAUCAUCGGGGAGCUGAGGCUGCAGCUCGGAAUCAUCGACUGGAACCAUGUGAUCGAAGAGUGGGAAGACCUGAGAGAACCCUCCAAGUUUGAGGAUGAAAUUCUGGGGGAGAUCUGCUUCUCGUUGCGUUACGUCCCCACCACUAACAAGCUGACUGUUGUCAUCCUGGAAGCCAAGAACUUAAAGAGUAUGGACAAAGGGGGCUCAUCAGAUCCCUAUGUAAAAGUGCAGCUAGCUCUGGACAAGAAGAAGUGGAAGAGAAAGAAGACGUCUGUUAAAAAGUGCACACUGAAUCCCUACUUCAACGAAUCCUUUACGUUUGAUGUGUCGUUUGAACAAAUUCAAAGGGUUCACCUGAUGAUUUCCGUGUGGGACCAUGACAAGUUGACCAGGAACGACGCCAUAGGGAAGAUUUUCCUGGGUUGUGAUGCUGCAGGGAACCAGCUGAGGCACUGGGCAGACAUGCUGUCCAAUCCCCGUAGGCCUGUGGCUCAGUGGCACAACCUGCUUUCCAACGAACAAGUGGACUCCACCCUCAACCUCAAACACACAGUCAGGAUCCCCUUCAUCAAUAAGAACUUUUGAGAAAUGUUAGACUUGCCAGACUCAUGGCACUCAAGUGGCUGUGGGAAGAGGUUAGAGAAAAUCCUCCUCCAAUGCCCGACAUAACCAGAU